CGCGUUCUUGCUCAUUCCGCAUUCGUCGCACGGUACCGAUUUCGUUCGUAUAUUCAUUGUGCGCUGAUAAGCAAACUGAUCUGUAUUUUUCUCCCCCGUUUUUUGGCCCAAAUUUUCCAGAAGGCGAUAUUGCACUGUGCUACUAGAGACUGUUUUUUGUGGAAAUUGAUACCCAUCGUAGAACCUAAAACUCCCCGGAAAACAUUAACCACCAUGGGACAGACACUGUCGGAACCGGAAACCUCGAAAGAGUCGGCCUUCUGCCAGAACGAUUACUACAAAGUGGGCUCGAGCUGUAUGCAGGGUUGGCGCAUACACAUGGAGGAUUCCCAUACGCACAUCCUGUCGCUGCCGGAUGAUCCGGGGACGGCAUUUUUUGCGGUUUAUGACGGUCAUGGUGGUGCGAAUAUAGCGCAAUACGCCGGCAAGCAUUUGCAUAAGUUUGUCACGCGAAGGCCGGAGUAUGCGAAUGACGUAAAGCUAGCGCUUCAACGUGGUUUUCUCGACGUUGACGAGGUGAUGCAAAACGACGAAUCGUUGAAGGAACAAAUGGCGGGAUCGACGGCUGUGGCCGUAAUGGUGAAGGACGACCGUUUGUACUGUGCAAAUGCGGGGGAUUCGCGGGCGAUUGCUUGCGUUGGCGGUAAGCUGGACGUACUUUCCUUUGACCAUAAACCAAACAACGCUAGCGAGCUGGAAAGAAUCAAACGAGCGGGUGGGUACGUUGAGUACAACAGGGUUAACGGAUAUUUGGCACUCUCGAGAGCACUGGGUGAUUUUAGCUUGAAGCGAAAUGCCCAUAAAAUGGCAGAGGAACAAGUUGUUACGGCAUUCCCAGAUGUAGAAGAGCGACAGGUAACCGAAGAUUGGGAUUUCGUGGUGAUUGCCUGUGAUGGUAUUUGGGACGUCCUGCCAAGUCAGUCGGUUCUGGAGUUUGUUCAGACGGAGAUUUCCCAAGGUAUCUAUCCGCAGAAUAUUUGUGAGAACCUGAUGACGCGUUGCCUCGCUCCGGACUGUCAGAUGGGUGGAAUUGGAGGGGACAACAUGACAGUAAUUAUAGUUUGUUUCCUCCACGGACGACCUUACGAGGAUCUUGUGAAUCGGUGUAAGGAACACGUUGCCGAAAUGAAUUAUAAAAUGGAACAGAUGUUUAUCGAUCACGAUUUGGAGCGGGCGCCGGAGCAAUCCUGCUCGAAACCAUUGAUAGCCGAGGGCAGUGAGGAACUUUCUCCACUUGCAUCCCCCGAACAAUCACCAAAGACGUCGGCUACCCAAAAUACAAACCUAGUAGAUGGGCAAUCUUCGCCGGACGAAGACGAAACCAGUGAGGAGUUAGAUCUAAAAUGAGUUCGCGUACUGUGUACUACUAUAUUUUGUUCUUUUAUUAGUUUUUCCAAGACUCGUAGUUCCUUCAAGCAGAGAUCUCUACUUUUCUUACUUAUGAUGUUGAACUGCAAAUUGCGGUCUAUCGUUUUUAUCACUUGAGAUAAUCCAACAAACAUAAUUGAAAUAAAUUCUCCUGGAGUACACACAUUAACUGGGAUCAAAUCAGAUCGUAUUUCAUCGUUUUUUUGCCCUCAAGAUAACGCAGUUCUAACCUCUAUCCCCGUACUUCAAAAACAUAGUUGCGAUCAAAACAUGAUAAAAGAACGAAUAAGUUGCACAUAAGAGCUCUUCCUAGUAGAAAACCGUCAGUAAAAACAAUUCUAUCGUCUGUCACUAUACGUUUGAAUUUAUCCAGCGGAGAUGAGAUAUUUGGAUCGAAAAUAGCUCUAAUACCAAAACUUAGGUACGGUUGAACAAACGUUGCAAGAGUGGGAAUCCCCAGAGUUCAGUUCAAGAGAUCAUAAACUAUCUAAGAAUAGGACCUUGUUAGGAUAUUUUUAAGAGGUUUUUUUUUCAUUUUUUUCUCUCUAGCGAUAAGCUUUUUACUGUCGAAACGAUGAGUCAAUGAAGCAACAAGGGUAGGAGUGCAUGUACGUGUUUGGUGUCGGAGUAAAUUACUCCACUACAUGCGUAUAUUGCUAUGGGUAGGUAUAUAUUUUACACGUUCACACUGUUGCGGUGUUCAUGAAUUUAUCCAUCCAUAAGUAGACUAAUUUGAAUUCUCACCAGUGAGAAAAUUGUUUCUAUUCCUCAUGAAUAAAUCCAACUAUUGCUAUAGACCUAACAAGUUGACACCUGCCCUAAUAGAUGGGGAAAAAACCUUCCAAUCUACUGAAUGGCAGUAGUGGUGACUCGUAUGUUUCAUUUGCUUCCGUUUAGCGCUGUAGUGUUUCUAGUAAACUCGGAAUUGUAUAUUGUAUAUAUGUGGAGUUGGACGCAUCUUAACCCCGGAAAUUCAAAAUGCGUCUAAUAUGCAUUGUCAUAUAGUAUAUAUGACUGAAUAUAUAUAUAUAUAUUUAGAAAUAAACAUUCUCAUAAAACUAA
Molecule: messenger RNA, 2430 nt
Organism: Toxorhynchites rutilus septentrionalis
Lineage: Eukaryota; Metazoa; Arthropoda; Insecta; Diptera; Culicidae
Product: probable protein phosphatase 2C T23F11.1
Exons: 2
Coding region: 214-1347 (377 amino acids)
Biological process (GO): protein dephosphorylation
Molecular function (GO): protein serine/threonine phosphatase activity; cation binding
Source: RefSeq, a predicted model, not a curated record